AUGAGUGCGUAUUAUUAUCAAGAAACAAAUGGACAUAACGGUAUGGCAUACCAACAACAGCAACAACAACAAUCAUAUGGUGGAGGAGGAUAUCCACAACAAAAUUCAGUUGAUGAUUAUAUGGUUCCAGAAGAAGAAUGGGAACGUGAAGCUGUACUUGAUCCAGCAUGGGAACGACAACAAAAAAAAACAUUUACUGCUUGGUGUAAUUCACAUUUACGUAAAGUUGGUACAGCAAUUGAAAAUAUUGACGAAGAUUUUCAAAAUGGUUUGAAACUUAUGCUUUUAUUAGAAGUUAUUUCAAAUGAACAACUUGUUAAACCUGAUCGUGGACGAAUGAGAUUUCAUAAAAUUGCAAAUGUAAACAAAGCACUUGAUUUUAUAAUGAGUAAAGGUGUUAAAUUAAUGGUUGGUGCUGAAGAAAUUGUUGAUGGAAAUUUAAAAAUGACAUUAGGAAUGAUCUGGACUAUUAUUUUACGUUUUGCUAUUCAAGAUAUUUCUGUUGAAGAAAUGUCGGCUAAGGAAGGUUUAUUAUUAUGGUGUCAACGUAAAACAGCACCAUAUAAGAAUGUUAAUGUUCAAAAUUUUCAUACCAGUUUCAAAGAUGGUCUCGCUUUUUGUGCACUUAUCCAUCGACAUCGUCCUGAUUUACUUGACUAUAACAAAUUAACUAAAGAUGAUCCAUUAACAAAUCUUAAUCUUGCAUUUGAUAUUGCUGAAAAACAUUUGGAUAUUCCAAAAAUGCUUGAUGCUGAAGAUAUGGUCAAUACUGUCAGACCAGAUGAAAAAUCUGUUAUGACUUAUGUCAGCGCCUAUUAUCAUGCAUUUGCUGGGGUUUAUAAGGUUUUUAAAAGAAUAUUUCAUUUGAACAUAAAAGCUGAUGAAAAAGUUGUUAUGACAUAUGUAUCAUCAUAUUAUCAUGCUUUUUCUACAACACAAAAGGCUGAACAAGCAGCCAGUCGAAUAUGUAAAGUAUUGAGUAUUAAUCAAGAAAAUGAACAAAUGAUGGCUGAAUAUGAACGAUUAGCAUCAGAUUUACUUGAAUGGAUUAAACAAAAACGUCCAUGGUUAGAAAAUCGUGCUACUGAUAAUACACUUAGUGGUACACAAGCUAAAUUAGGCGAUUUUCGAGAUUAUUGUCGUUCACAAAAACCACCAAAAUUAUCGCAAAAAGCUAAACUUGAAAUAGAUUUUAAUACACUUCAAACACGUCUUCGUUUAUCAAAUCGACCUGCAUUUACACCAACUGAAGGAAAAUUAAUUGCUAAUAUUGUUGAUGCUUGGAAAGGUCUUGAAUUAGCAGAAAAAGGCUUUGAAGAUUGGUUAUUACGUGAAUUACGUCGCCUUGAACGUCUUGAUCAUUUGGCUAAAAAAUUUCAACAUAAAUGUGACAUACAUGAAGAAUGGUCUCAAGGAAAAACUGAUUUAUUACAAUCGAGUGACUUUAAAAAAUGUUCAUUGAAUGAUUUACGUGCAUUAUCACGUAAACAUUUAGCAUUUGAAAGUGAUCUAGCUGCACAUCAAGAUCGUGUUGAACAAAUAGCUGCUAUAGCACAAGAAUUAAAUGUUCUUGGUUAUGAUCAAAUAACUUCAGUUAAUCAACGAUGUCAAAAAAUUUGUAAUGAAUGGGAUGUAUUAGGAGAUUUAACACAUAAACGACGUGUAGCAUUAACUGAAGCUGAAAGAAUUGUUGAACGUAUUGAUAGUUUAUUUUUGGAAUAUGCAAAAAAAGCUGCACCAUAUUUAAAUUGGCUUGAUGGUGCUCGAGAAGAUUUAGUUGAUAUGUUUUUUAUACAUACACUUGAUGAAAUUUGUGGAUUAAUGGAAGCUCAUAAUCAAUUUAAAGCAACAUUAGGUGAAGCUGGUGCUGAAUAUAAAAAUAUAAUACGUCUUGUUAAUGAUGCAAGACAAACAUGUCUUGAUCAUGGUCUCGAAUUAACACCUAAUCCAUAUACAAAUAUUCAACCUGAUGAAAUUACAACUAAAUGGAAUGAAGUUCAAACUCUUGUUCCUCAACGUGAUCAAGAUUUACAAACAGAAUAUUUAAAACAACAACAAAAUGAACGUUUUCGUCUUCAAUUUGCUCAAAAAGCAAAUGUUGUUGGUCCAUGGAUUGAACGUCAACAUGAACAUCUUCAACAAUUAACAAUACAAGUUGUUGGUACAUUAGAACAACAUCAAAAAAAACUUGAAGCAAUGGAAACAAAUGUUGUUCAAUAUCGUCCACAUAUAGAUGAACUUGAAAAAUAUAAUCAACAAAUUCAAGAAUGUAUGAUUUUUGAAAAUCGUCAUACACCAUAUACAAUGGAAGUUAUACGUGUUGCAUGGGAACAAUUAAAUACACAAUUAACAAGACAAAUAGCUGAAAUUAAAAAUCAAAUAUAUACAUUAGAAAAGAAAGGCAUUAGUGAAGAACAAAUGAAUGAUUUUCGUGCAGCUUUUGCACAUUUUGAUAAGAGUCGUUCUCGACGACUUGAUCCAAAAGAAUUUCGUUCAUGUUUAAUAGCAUGUGGUUAUAAUAUUCGUGAAGAUCGACAAGGUGAUGUUGAUUUUCAACGUAUAAUGGCAAAUGUUGAUCCAACACAAACAGGUUUUGUUACAUUUGAAUUAUUUCUUGAUUUUAUGACACGUGAAUGUUCGGAAGAAGAUAGUGUUGAUCAAUUAACACUUGCAUUUAAAACAUUAUCUGGAGAUAAACCUUAUAUUACAGCAGAAAUACUUCAACGAGAAUUACCACCUGAUCAAGCUGAAUGGUGUAUGCGAAGAAUGAAAUCUUAUGCAGGUGUUGAUAGUGUAGCUGGUGCAUAUGAUUAUAAAACAUUUUCAUCUGCACUUUAUGGAGAAUCGGACCUUUAA
This is a messenger RNA of Rotaria sordida, 2856 nucleotides long. Lineage: Eukaryota; Metazoa; Rotifera; Eurotatoria; Philodinida; Philodinidae. The record is from the annotation of a GenBank genome assembly.